UAAUUUAAAUGACAGACAGCAUCUCUACCAUUUUUUUUUUCCACCAAAGGAGAAUUUUGAAUUUCAUUUUUCUUGUUUCCAAUUCGAAUCGCCUUAAAUCCGUUCCAAUUCAGUGAAAACAAUUAAACAACGAUGUGAAUGUCCUUAAUACGCAAACAAUAGCUUGGAAAUGAAUGGGAAAAAUUAAUAAAUCAAAGUGGUAAAUUGUGCAAGAAGACGAAGGCGUAUUUAUGGUGGCAAGAUGAAUUCCGAAAUCGAUAUUCUUGAAGUAAUGUCAUCAAAGUUUAAUGAAAGUUCACCGGAGAAUAACAUUGAAGACAUUGCCAUCGCCGACGAUAAAACAUUGAAAUGGAGACGAUUGAAAAACAAUAAAUUUGCGUCUGCACGUCGUAAGUCAAUUGGUGAGGGUGUUGUAAAAGAAGAUAAAGAUAGUUCUGUCACGGAAAGAGAUAAGCAAAACGAAAGUGUCUCAGAAAAUGAUAAAUUCAAUCGGGUGUUGCGUCGAAAUAAACCAUCCAGUGGAAUAUCGGUGGGGAAAAAGGAUCCAGCGGAAAGAAAGGAUAAAAUUGUUAAAACUCGAGGAUCAUUUAGUGGACGUGGUAGGAAGUCAUUGAACAUUGCUCAACCCACCGAUCAAACGAAAGAGCUAGACGCAUCGACUGAAAUUGUCGACAGUGGCGAGCCCAAAAUCGAACAGGAAAACGGUGAAAAAUCAGAAACUAGGCUCAGGCGGAGCGAAAGAACACAAUUCACUUCUCCACCAAAGUCCGAAGACACGAUUACGGAAAUAAAAAUCGAAAAGAAUUUAGACAAAGAACUUAUCAUAGAACCACUGCCAGCAAGCGAAACCAUUACUACGGAAGCAGAGAAUGUUGACAUUGAAGUGAAGACAUCGUUAAACGAAGCCAGUUCAAAUGAAAAUGUUACAAAGAGCAAACCGGAGCCGUUGAAACGCGGACGAAAGAAAUUGAUUCCGCCGUCCUCUUCGAAUGAUACCGAGACUCAGCAAACAGAACUAAAAGUGCUGGAACAGAGCCCACCAAGUUCAAUAAACGAUGUAGUCAUCAAGGAUGAAAUUACUGAUACGGAAAUAUCUGAGAGCAUAAAACCCUCCGAAAAUGAAGUGAAGAUACCAAAGAAACGUGGCCGAAAGCCAGGUACCAAAUUGAAACCAAAACAUGGACUCGACGGUAAAGACCGCAAUUCCAUGCCCGUGAAAAAGUCUCGCCGAAUCGCCAAAGAUGGUAACGACUCGAUCUUAGCGACGGCAAUUGCUCGGAAAGAAAAGAACAACGAACACCCAGUAACACCGCAACGAUUGUCACGUCGCAUAAAACCCACACCAAAGAUCCUUGCCAACGAAGAACUUCGUUACGGUUUCGAAGUACAAAAUAAUGCGCGCCUUUCGAUAAGCAGUGAAAAUUUGGACAAAGACUUUGCGGAACUGUCCCCACCAAAAUCUGAAAUUCGUCGUAGUCGAUCCAUCGAAGACAAGAAACCGUCGAAUCAAUCAUGUGACGACCAAAAUCCAUCGACAUUCGACCAGUUCGACGCGAAAAGUGAACAGAACAGCAAGCCAAUACCCCAACGACCAUGCCCCGAUCCGAUUGAGUUUCUCAACGAAAUCAAAUUGGCUAAAAUCAAUUUGAAUCGCUCGCCGGAGGACAACAAGAAAUUGAACGUAAAACAAAUGCGACGGCUGAUCAAGAAGAAAGAGAAACAUUUCAACAAGCUCGGUCUGCAACGAACCAAUCAGGCGACGGACACGGAAGGUUCAAGCGACGAUUCGGAUGCAGACGAAUUCGUUCCGGCGAAGAAAAUUCAAGUGUCCACUCGCACCGGUGUUACGUUACGGUUACGCCGACCUACUCCGGAUAGCAAAUUGGAAAAGAAACCGGCUAACGAAGCAACACCGACCAAAUGGGACGAGGAUAAGCAAUCCAGUAAUGAUUACGAGAAAGCAAACAACACAAAUACUCGAACACUGAAACGAAAAUGCGAGAACAGCCUAAUCUCGAGCACUAAGCAUAAACGGCACAGUGAUGCUUCACGUCCGAUCGACGCCGAUCCGGAUGAUUCCAAGUACGCAAAGAGCAAGGCGCUGGACACAAACAUAUGCCUGUGUAACAAAUCGUCGAAUUACUACACACGAAAAACGUUGGACAGCCACUGUCGUGCAAUCGAUGAAAUUGAUGACGAGCACAUCGGAUGUGCGAACGAGGUUGACGGUGAAAUAUUUAAGCUUUACAGGCCAAGUGUACGUGCUCUGUACAUGAUUCUCUGCAAAGAUCACCGAAAACGAUUAGCCGCUCACAACAGCUGCGCUGGAUGUGGCAUAUUUUGUACCCAGGGCCAAUUUGUCUUGUGCUCCAAGAAUCAUUUCUUCCACCGAGACUGUGCCAUCAAGUAUAUACUGAAUACCCCCUUCGAUCCUCAAAAUAACAAGCUGACCUGUCCUAGACUGUUGUUGAAGUGUCCACAUUGUGGAAACGAUGCACCUCUACACGAAACGACGAUAACGAUGAAAUGUAAGAAUAUUCCGGUAUUCCUACCGAAGCAGAAAAUGUUCGAUACGUUGUCUGCCAAAAUGAGUAUCGGUGCGCAUACCAGUAGAAGUGCACCGGCACCAACUUCAUUCGUCGACGAUUUGGCCAGUACGAUUCCGGCAUCGAUCAACACUUUACUCAAUAAACUGAAAGCGAAGUCGAACCAUACGAAAUCCAUUGCAUUCACCACCAAAGAUGUCUUGUACGCUGUCCAUGGGAAGGAUGUCGAACAGUUGGCUGAAAUUAUCGUUAACGGAUUUGACAUCGCCGCUCCAUUGCCGGAAUUCCGUAACGGAACCUGCUUGCACUUGGUGUCGAGUUUCGGCGAUGUGACGAUGGCGUAUUUGGUUCUGAGCCGAGCCACAUCCUUGGAGUUCCUGAAUGUGGUGGACUCUGAAAUGCGAACGGCAAUUAUGUGCGCUGUUGUGGGCGGCAAGAAUGACAUCCUAAAGUUGCUCGUACAGUUCGGAGCCGAUGUUACAGUCAAGGGACAGGACGGUAUGACGGCACUUCAUUUGGCGGCGAAAAAUGGUAAUAUUGCCGCGGUGGAAAUAAUACUCGAACACCGUCGUUCUGCUGCCAGUCUGAACGACUUUGAAAAGUUUAUCAACUACGUCGACCAUGGUGGUUGGACGGCCAUAGUGUGGGCAGCGGAAAUCGGUCAUGCUGCAAUGGUCAGUUGCUUUUUGAAUCAUGGUGCCGACACGACAAUCCAAGACACCGAAAGGAAUUCGUUGUUACACUGGGCUACCAUUUCAAAUGACAUUGAAACAGUUGGACCGGUUCUGUUGAAUGGUGGCUGUGACGUUAACGGGCAAAAUAAGAAUGGUGACACCGCAUUGCACAUCGCUUGUCGAAAUUCGAAUUUGAACAUUUGUAUGCUACUGCUGGCCUACAAAGCCGAUCUGGAUAUUCGAAAUAAAGAAGGAAAUCGUCCGCAUGACAAUGUUCGCGACAAGGAGGGUAGUUGUGGUCGUGUCUUACGAUUCAAUUCAAUUAUCCGUAAAACUGUCUCGUCCACAGAGACGAAAGUUUUGAUUAAAGACAUAUCAAAGGGUCGUGAAUUGUAUCCGAUCAAAGUAGUGAAAACGUACACUACCAAGGAGAAGAAACUGCGUGGCCUCGAAAUGGAUCAUCACAUGUUGCCUGAUUUUAAAUAUAUCACACGAUCGAUUGUACUGAACAAUUUCGUACAAAUUGACCGUCGUAUCGCACAAAUGAGAAUAUGUUGUUGCUCGGACAAUUGCAUUUCGUCCACCUGUCAGUGCAGCGACGUUUCAGAUCAGAACUACUACACUGCCGAAGGUCGCUUGAACGACCAGUUCAACUAUAAAGAGACCAACAAACCAAUGAUAUUCGAGUGCAAUGAUGUGUGCGGAUGCAAUAAAUUGUCCUGUCGGAAUCGUGUUGUCCAGCAAGGUAGCCGAUGUGCAUUGCAGAUUAUCGCAUGUACGCCCGAAUCGAAGGGUUGGGGUGUGAUAGCAUUGUCGAAAAUCCUGAAGGGCACAUUUGUGGCUGAGUAUACGGGCGAAAUUUUGAACGACUCGGAAGCGGAUAGACGGACUGACGAUAGUUACUUUUUUGAUCUGGGAGCGUCUGAGCAUUGCAUCGACGCUAAUUUCUACGGGAAUGUGUCGCGAUUUUUCAACCAUUCGUGUGAACCGAACUUAGUUCCCGUACGGGUGUAUUUCGAUCAUCAAGAUUUAUGCUUUCCAAAGAUUGCCUUCUUUGCAUCACGCACUAUUGACGCUGGCGUUGAAUUAUGUUUCGACUAUGGGGAAAAGUUUUGGAUCCACAAAAGUCGAACAUUUACAUGUCAUUGUGGCACCAAGUCAUGUCGUUUCUCGGAGCUGACGAUGAAGACAACAUUGGAAGACUACGUGAACGAAAGGCGAGCUGACCGAUCGGACAAUAUUUAAGAUCUUAUUUAUUUCUCACGUCUAUAUA
This is a messenger RNA of Bradysia coprophila, 4493 nucleotides long. It is a transcript of the gene G9a, whose product is annotated as histone-lysine N-methyltransferase G9a. Gene Ontology annotation, molecular function: p53 binding; histone H3K9 methyltransferase activity; zinc ion binding. NCBI's taxonomy places the organism in Eukaryota, Metazoa, Arthropoda, Insecta, Diptera, Sciaridae. Gene Ontology annotation, cellular component: chromatin; nucleus. The record is from RefSeq and is a predicted model, not a curated record. Gene Ontology annotation, biological process: negative regulation of transcription by RNA polymerase II; peptidyl-lysine dimethylation.